GGAAGAAAUGACAACUCGCCACAUAACGACAAGCAAAGAAUCGUGCUGUUGCUUUUGGAAGAUGGGAAAAAUCGUACACACAUAUGGUGGAGCUCGAAUACACUAGGGACUUGCCGAUGUUCGUAACUUUGAUGGAAGACCGGUUGAAUGCCUAACCCACAGGGGAGAAUACGGGAGUGAAGACUUUUGAAAGUCGGGAGUAUCACUGUAGUUUGCGAAGGCAGUAGUACUUGCGCAUGUCAGGUAAUCCUUACUAACGGCCAAAUUGAUUCAAGGAAAAUUAGGACAUGCCUACCUUUCUCGUGUCUUAGGUUGGGAUCACAACAUCCCAUCCGCUGCGCUGUGUGGUUGAACGCAUCACGGUCACACUCGUCACAGCGGCGUCCAGACUCCGAUGUCGCCGAUUGGCAUAUCACCACAGAGAAGAAAUGACUGUCGUCCCUGGGACCGACGCUCACUUACUCCAUCGAGCAUACUUGCGAAUUCAAAACAAUCAACACAUGCAUGAUUGGCGUCCACAUCAAUUGGAACAAAGUCUAGGAAGACUUCAGAUAUCAGAGUCUGACUCACAAAAAACGUCUACCGCGGUGCAAUGGGUGCCCUCUAAAUACAGCUCGGACGUAUCUCAGUACGUUCUAGUAAAGCCUCCCCGAACUCCAUGCGGCAAUCGUUGGCUAUUUGGUUUUCCUAUUACCAGGAAGGAACUUUAUAACCUGGGGACCAUUGCUUUCCACCAUGUUCGGCCAGGCAAAACUUCAUCAGACAACAGUGCCUACAUCGCCAUAAAUUCCCUCACAUUUCUCGAGGUAUAUCUUGGUCUUCGCCUUUGCACUUUGGCAGGUGGAAAGGUAGUUGGAGAUUCGAAGAAUAUCCCAUCGGAGUGUGUGACAUCGGGAGAGGUGCUGUUGUUAGUAUUGUGGAUGGAUACGGAACGUGAGGCUACCUGUCCAAUGCAAAAUCAAGUGCAUUUCGUGGAGAUGCAGCUUAAGCGCCCACCGGGAUGGUGGGUAGAGAUCCCAUUUUGUUAAUUUGAUGAAUAUUCCGCCAUCGUUCCAUGACUGGCUGUGUCGCCCAAGUACCCCAUUUGUACCAACUGAUCUAUUUUCUGCGGUAGAACCAAUCAUUCCAUCAUGUCAACCUCCAUCGAACCAAAU
Molecule: messenger RNA, 1154 nt
Organism: Suillus plorans
Lineage: Eukaryota; Fungi; Basidiomycota; Agaricomycetes; Boletales; Suillaceae
Exons: 5
Coding region: 429-1028 (199 amino acids)
Source: RefSeq, a predicted model, not a curated record